CGGUGUUAAUUAUGAAUUCGCCUGCGCUAGAGUUCGUUAAUUUCAACGCAUAAACUUAGUAGGUGUCGCUUGUUUUUCACGCUUUUCACUAGUAGUCCGCUUUCGAAGGGAAAAUCGCGUAAAUACACAUAUAACCGACAUGAACCGCUACGCGGUAAGCUCGCUGGUGGGCCAGGGCUCUUUCGGCUGCGUUUACAAGGCGCAGCGCAAGGAGGACAGCAAGGUGGUGGCCAUCAAAGUGAUCUCCAAGCGCGGUCGGUCCACGCGGGAGCUGAAGAACCUGCGACGCGAGUGCGACAUCCAGGCCCGGCUGAAGCAUCCGCAUGUGAUCGAAAUGAUAGAGUCCUUUGAGUCAAAGACCGACCUCUUUGUGGUCACCGAAUUCGCCCUGAUGGACUUGCACAGGUAUCUGUCAUACAAUGGCGCCAUGGGGGAGGAGCCGGCACGCAGGGUAACCGGGCAUCUGGUGUCGGCGCUCUACUACCUGCACUCCAACCGCAUCCUGCAUCGCGACCUUAAACCACAGAACGUGCUGCUGGACAAAAACAUGCACGCCAAGCUCUGUGACUUCGGGCUGGCGCGGAACAUGACCAUGGGCACCCAUGUCCUUACCUCGAUCAAGGGGACUCCGCUGUACAUGGCCCCGGAGCUGCUGGCGGAGCAGCCGUACGACCAUCACGCGGACAUGUGGUCCUUGGGCUGUAUUGCCUACGAGAGCAUGGCCGGACAGCCGCCGUUCUGCGCCAGCUCCAUCCUGCACCUGGUCAAGAUGAUCAAGCACGAGGACGUCAAGUGGCCGAGCACGCUGACCAGCGAGUGUCGCUCCUUUCUGCAGGGCCUGCUGGAGAAGGACCCUGGCAUGCGCAUCUCGUGGACUCAACUGCUGUGCCACCCGUUCGUCGAGGGCCGUAUCUUUAUUGCAGAGACGCAGGCAGAGGCGGCCAAGGAGUCGCCCUUCACCAAUCCAGAGGUGCCUCUAGACAAGCCCUCAUCGAAUCAGGAUGCUGGCGAUCUGGACGAGGCACUGGCCGCUCUGAACUUUGGCGAGGCGCCGCCGGAAACCCUAAGUACGUCGCGAGAUAGCAUCAAUGCCAUUGCGCCCAGCGAUGUGGAGCAUUUGGAGACGGAUGUAGAAGACAAUAUGCAUCGUGUAAUCGUUCCCUUUGCGGAUGUCUCGCUCAGAGAUCUAUCCGUGGUGCGGGGGACGCCACCAGUGGUGGUCCACCAGCCGCUGCUCAAUUCACACACCUGCUACGUCAGCGGCAACUCGAACAUGAUCCUGAAUCACAUGAACGACAACUUUGACUUCCAUGCCUCCCUGCGCGGCUCGGCGGCGCAACCGAAGAUCGUUCCAGCUGUGCGACAGUCACGCAGCAAGGAUCUAGAGAAGCGCAAGCUCAGCCAGAACCUGGACAACUUCUCGUUGCGCCUCGGGCACAACAACGCUGCAGAGGCUUCCACUCAGGAGAAACCCGCGCAGGAGAAGCUGUCACAGGAGAAGCUAACACAGGAAAAGAGUCAGGCACAGCCACAGCAACAGUCCCAAGCACUUCCCCAGCAACAGCCACUGAAACAUUCGAUGCAUUCCACCAACGAGGAGAAGCUAAGCAGCGACAAUACACCGCCUUGCCUGCUGCCAGGCUGGGACAGUUGCGACGAGUCCCAGAGUCCGCCCAUUGAGAACGAUGAAUGGCUGGCGUUCUUGAACCGCUCCAUUCAGGAGCUUUUGGAUGGAGAGCUUGACUCGCUUAAGCAGCACAAUCUAGUGAGCAUUAUCGUGGCCCCGCUGCGCAACUCCAAAGCCAUUCCCAGGGUGCUCAAGAGCGUGGCGCAACUGCUGUCACUGCCCUUUGUGCUCGUGGAUCCAGUGCUGCUAGUGGACCUCGAGCUGAUCCGCAACGUGUACGUAGACGUCAAGCUGGUACCCAAUCUUAUGUACGCCUGCAAGCUGCUGCUGUCGCACAGACAGCUUUCGGACUCUGCUGCCUCCGCACCGCUGACGGCGGGCUCGCUCAACCGGACGCUGCGCAGCAUUCCGGAGCUGACAAUCGAGGAGCUGGAGACUGCAUGCAGCCUGUAUGAGCUGGUUUGCCACCUGGUGCACCAGCAGCAGCAGUUCCUCAAUCAGUUCUGCGAUGCCGUGGCCAUCCUCUCAGCGAACGAUCUCUUCCUGAACUUCCUCACACACGACUUUCGGCAUUCUGACUCUGACUCGGCGUCCGUUCGUCUCGCCGGUUGCAUGCUAGCUCUGAUGGGCUGUGUGCUGCGCGAACUGCCAGAAAACGCCGAGCUGGUGGAGCGGAUUGUCUUCCAUCCGCGACUGCAUUUCGCCGAACUCCUGCAGAGCCGCCAUCACUUGUUGCGCCAGCGCUCCUGCCAACUCCUGCGACUGCUUGCGCGCUUUAGCCUGCGCGGGGUGCAGCGCAUCUGGAACGUUGAGCUACGGUUUGCACUGCAACAGCUCGCCGACAACCACUCCUAUCCGGCCCUUCGCGGAGAGGCGGCCCACACCCUCGACGAGAUCAGUCACUUUACAUUUUUCGUUACCUAGCCGGCACUGUCGUUUAUUGGCGUCAGGCGUUCCUAUCCGAACAGAUCCUGAAUGUUGCCCUGGAAGUAG
Molecule: messenger RNA, 2620 nt
Organism: Drosophila serrata
Lineage: Eukaryota; Metazoa; Arthropoda; Insecta; Diptera; Drosophilidae
Gene: fu
Product: STKc_STK36 domain-containing protein fused
Biological process (GO): protein phosphorylation; smoothened signaling pathway
Cellular component (GO): cytoplasm
Molecular function (GO): ATP binding; protein kinase activity
Source: RefSeq, a predicted model, not a curated record